This is a messenger RNA of Phyllostomus discolor (pale spear-nosed bat), 2606 nucleotides long. RefSeq names its product RasGEF domain family member 1A (gene RASGEF1A). Bases 1 to 1449 code for a protein of 482 amino acids. Gene Ontology annotation, biological process: Ras protein signal transduction; positive regulation of GTPase activity. Gene Ontology annotation, molecular function: guanyl-nucleotide exchange factor activity. Lineage: Eukaryota; Metazoa; Chordata; Mammalia; Chiroptera; Phyllostomidae. Gene Ontology annotation, cellular component: plasma membrane. The transcript is spliced from 12 exons. The record is from RefSeq and is a predicted model, not a curated record.
AUGCCCCAGACUUCCAUCAUCUUCUCCAGCAUACUUGGGCCCAGCUGUAGUGAACAGGUGCAGCCUGUAAUGGGGGAGCAAGGAGGCGGGGCCAUUGGUUCCAGGGACCUCAUCUUCCAGGAUGGACGCCUCAUCUCCGGGUCCCUGGAGGCCUUGAUGGAGCACCUUGUCCCCACAGUGGAUUAUUACCCUGAUGGAACAUACAUCUUCACAUUUCUCUUGAGCUCCCGGGUCUUCAUACCCCCUCAUGACCUGCUGGUCCGUGUGGGGCAGAUCUAUCUGGAGCAGAGGCAGCAGCUGGAGGCUGGGUCUGAGAAGGUAAAGGCCAUAUUGAAGACCUUCUCAGCCAAGAUCGUACAGCUGCUAAAGGAGUGGACAGAGGCCUUCCCCUGUGACUUCCAGGAUGAGAAGGCCAUGGCCGAACUGAAGGCCAUCACCUAUUGGGUCAUGCAGUGUGAUGAGGAGAAUGGCACAGUGAAGAAGGCCAUUGCCCAAAUGACACAGAACUUGCUGCUAUCCCUGGCUGCCCGGAGCCAGUUUCAGGAGCUUCAAGAAAGGCUCUGCUCACCAACUGUAGACAAAGGGCCCAUCCUGAAGGCCAAGCCAGCGACCACUCAGAAGGAUAUCCUGGGCGUGUGCUGUGACCCCAUGGUGCUGGCGCAGCAGCUGACUCAUAUUGAGCUGGAGAGAGUCAGCAGCAUUCACCCCCAGGACCUGAUGAAGAUCAUCAGCCAUGUGGACACUCCAGACAAGCACAGGUGCCAAGGGGACCUGACCAAGACCUACAGCCUGGAGGCCUAUGACAACUGGUUCAAUUGCCUCAGCCUACUAGUGGCCACUGAGGUAUGCCGGGUAGUGAAGAAGAAGCACCGGACCCGCAUGCUGGAGUUCUUCAUCGAUGUAGCCCGGGAGUGCUUCAACAUUGGAAACUUCAACUCUAUGAUGGCCAUCAUCUCUGGCAUGAACCUCAGUCCUGUGGCUCGGCUGAAGAAAACAUGGUCCAAAGUUAAGAUGGCCAAGUUCGAUGUCUUAGAGCACCACAUGGAUCCAUCCAGCAACUUCUGCAACUACCGCACAGCCCUCCAGGGGGCCACACAGAGGUCUCAGACAGCCAACAGCAGCCAAGAGAAGAUUGUUAUUCCUGUGUUCAAUCUUUUUGUUAAGGACAUCUACUUCCUGCACAAAAUCCAUACUAACCACCUGCCCAAUGGGCACAUUAACUUCAAGAAAUUUUGGGAGAUCUCCAGACAGAUCCAUGAGUUUAUGACAUGGACACAAGUAAAGUGUCCCUUUGAAAAGGACAAGAAGAUUCAGAGUUAUCUGCUUACAGCACCCAUCUACAGUGAGGAAGCACUGUUCAUCGCCUCCUUUGAAAGUGAAGGUCCUGAAAACCACAUAGAAAAGGACAGCUGGAAGACCCUAAGGGCUACUCUCCUUAACAGAACCUGAAGGUGUGGAUGCAGCCUGCAACAGACACAGGAUGAAGCACACCUGGGAACCAAGCUUUAAUCUUGAUAAUGGGUUGAGAUGAGGUGGCCUCACUGGUUGGGGUCCAUUUGUAUAUAACUUUUAUGGGGAAAAAAUGGUAAUUGUUUCAUCCAUCAACCUUUGGCACAGUUUUGUUGUUGUUGUUGUUGAUUUUAAAUAACAGGGCAGUGCCCUGGUUUUGGGAGGGAUGAAGAAGAGUAUCAUGGGAGAUGGCAUCCAUGAUAACAUCUUGGUCUAAUGAAAUGUAGAUUUUUAUUUUCUACUUUUGACUAUAUUCACAUCUUAUGAAAAAUAUAUUUAAAAAAACAACCAAAACUAAUGUGAGCCCUACCUGCUUAGAUGCCCUCCCAGUCAGUGUCUGUGACGUCAGGGCUAGUGCCUUAGAGGGUACUGGAGGGCUGUCUCCCACUCUGCUCUGACCGCCCCCCCUCCCCAAGCUACAAGAGGCUCUGUGAAUCCUUGGCCCUAGACUGUAGGCACCUGCCCUCAAAGCCUGGGCCACUGAGGGUCCAGGUUCCAGUGGGGCCUUAGGAGGCCAGGAGGUCUCAUUUGCACACUUCUGGAAGCAAACCCCCAACUACAGGCUUUCCAAAGUUUACAUUUUCCUUUUCCUUUAUCAGGGAUUUAUAGGGUUGGGAGAGGCAGAGGGACACAUGGCAGCAUAUUUUUCUGUUGGAAUAUGUCUGGCAAAUCUUUCUUCAACUACAUUUUAGAAAAACAGAAAAUCCAAAAUAAUGUCAGGUGUGGGGAGUUAUGGAAUUGUCAGUUUUCCAGGCUGUAACUGGAAGAAACACCUAGUUGUAAGGAAGAGCAUACUAAGGGUAUUGAAGAUGGAAACACUUGGGCCAUUUUCAAAACCCAAGUACCAAGUAAAAAGAAGCAACUCAUAGACCAGUAUUCCAGUGGACAGUGGCUCCUCCCCUCUAGGCGGGGGCUCUGCUGAUGAAAUCUGAAACAGAAAAUUAGCCAGGCCAGCAACUUCUGGAGCCCGCUUACACACAAUUGACCCAAAAUUUGGAGGUGUUUUUCACUCCCAAACUCAAGGAGCACACUCAUUCCUGGCUGUGGGAGGAGGAUUGCCCUGUUCCCUAGAAAGUGGGAGGUGGGCAACUCAUGCU